Crotalus tigris (Tiger rattlesnake) is the source of this 9555-nucleotide messenger RNA. Its product is annotated as polycystic kidney disease and receptor for egg jelly-related protein-like. Gene Ontology annotation, biological process: detection of mechanical stimulus. The transcript has a single exon. NCBI's taxonomy places the organism in Eukaryota, Metazoa, Chordata, Lepidosauria, Squamata, Viperidae. Bases 405 to 8288 code for a protein of 2627 amino acids. The record is from RefSeq and is a predicted model, not a curated record. Gene Ontology annotation, cellular component: membrane. Gene Ontology annotation, molecular function: calcium ion binding; calcium channel activity; protein binding.
AAAUCUUAAAAUAUCAUCAAUAUCUAGCGUACUGAUGUAAAGCACAUAAUUCUGAUGUUGAUGACGAUAAUAAUAAUUUCUUCAACAAUAAACAUUCUUGUGACUGUUUCUCAGCACAUUGGGAAAAACUCUGCCGUGGGUCCUGAGGAAUUCUUGCCACUUAGAGCAGUGUUUCUCAACCUUGCCCACUUUAAGAUGAGUGGACUUCAACUCCCAAAAUUCUUCAGCCAGCACUUUUAGUCCACACAUCUUAAAAGAUCAGGAAACGCUGACACGGAACUACAUAAUCAAAGGGUGGUCAGAAUCACAACCUAAUGGGACUCCAACAGAGGUUGCCCAGGUUCUAGAAUCCACUCAGUCAUUCCAUCUGCAGCAGUUAAGGCCGUUGAUCCAAGCCUUUCCAGAUGCGUUUCUUCUCCACGUUUAGGGUUUAUUUCCCAUGGGCAGUAAUCGUGCCCCUUUCUUUAUGCCUGCCCCCAUCACUGGUGGCAUCUAACCACACCUAUUGGCCAGAAGAAGACAAACCCCAAACCUCAUCUGCAUGGGACACUAAUGGUGAAGAUGGCUCAUUCAGAGUUGUAGAACUUCUUUCAAGAACCUGGAAGCAACUGAGAGAUGGGUUUUCUCUACAGCAUCGUUGGGUUUGGAGAUCCAUUUUGAGGCAUAAUAUGCUUCCGUGCUCGGGACAUGUGGCACUGGAACUAGUCUUUGAAGGAAGUGACAUCCGUUUUUCUUCAACCUCCACCCACAUCACAAUCCAGGGUGUCUCCUGCUCCUACGGUGUGCCUCGUCAUCUUCACCAAUGUCUGAGAAUUAAGUUGUUUUGCCAAGAUGUUCCUCUCUUCCUGCUCUGGCCAUCCACAUUCCCCAAACAUGACUGGAAACAAAUGUGGCUAGGCUGCUGUGCAUGCCUUGGUAAAACAAGAUGGUGCCAUCAUUGUUUUUAUAGACGGGGUGGCCUUCCAGCCCCUUUUCUUCCCAUCGGCCAUCAUCCAAAUUCUUCACCAUGUAACCACUACUGUGAUGGUCGGCUGCCCCACGGGUGCUCCUCCUAUUUCAGGUAUUGUCAGAUUGCACACUGCGCCCACCAAGGACUGUCCAUUCCUUCCUUCCAUAUCAGGCAAGGCCCUUUGGUCAGGCCUAAUUUGGACAUGCAGGUAGAACCCAUUGUAUUGCAUCUUUACAGUGCCCAUUCUAAAUUACUCCACAUCUCUCAUAGGACUAUCAAUUUAUUCUGGAAUGUCUCCUCAGCCAACUCCCAACGAAAGAUCUACAGCCUGGUGGAUGCUCACAGUGGACGGUUCUGGUCUACCAUAUACAAUCCAUAUGCUUUACGGAAUAAUUACUCCAUUGCUCCUAGUCCGCCAUCUUUCGGGAACAAAGUUGUGGCUCGUUUCUCUUUGGUUCUUGAAGAGGCAGCCUCUGGAGAUUUGAGUGGGGCACUAGAUUUCUCAGGUGCCAUUUUAGGUCUAAGGAUCAGGAAUCAGCCUCUGGCUUAUCUUACUCUCAGAGAUGCACGGAAAAUCAAGGCAGACAUCUAUUUUUUUACCCCCAGACAGGGGUUCUCCUAUCUUAUCAAAGGCUCUUCUAAUGACUUGCACAUUCCUUCCAGCAUUUACUAUCUUUUUUACCAACAGCACGGUCUCUCUUACUUGAUCACCAUUGAAUUUGUCCACUGGUGCUGCUAUAGAUUCAGCAUCCAUCUGUAUCUUAACCAAAAAGGAGUCCCUCUGAAGUCUUCUUCAGAGGAAGAUGUAGAAAUUCACCUUUUCAACAGUGGCCCUGCGUUUGUGCCAGAUUCGGUCUAUGUCGCUUGGUUCAUUCCCCUGCAGAACCCAUUACUACAGCAUAAGUGGACCUUCAACCUACAAUGUUUGGAUGUAGAGAAGGAAGCUCUUCUCUGGAAUGCUACUUACAGUUACAGAGAUCGAGUCCAAAAUGCUGCCUGUUUUAUAUCUGAUCUUCCUCUUAACCCUGCUUUAUAUGCAGGCUUCGUAGCACAAGUCAACUGCAGACGAAUCGGCCAAAUACAUAUCCUUUUAGAAACCAGAGUCAGUACUUAUACCUCAAAGGCCCUGAAGUCUACAGUGGAUUGCCUUCCAAGAUUCUGUUUCCUUAAAAGAGUAAAAAUCCAGGAAUCCCAUGAUACUAAUCUUGUUUUAAAUUACAGUAAAAAUUACCCAUUCCUUCUCUCAGCUGAUAUUGAGGUGAAUUGUUCAGAAUCAAGGCAAGCACAUACUGCCUGGAGAAUCUAUAAAGUUCCAGAUAUGAAGACCGAUCCAGACUGGUCAAAACCUUUGAAUCCUUCUGGAAUUGGGAAAAAAGAUCUUUCAACCUUAAACAUUCCUGCUGGCAGCCUAGAUGAAGGCUUGUAUUUAUUCAAUUUGACCAUAACAUUAAUCACGGGGGACACUUUAGAGAAAGUAGAGGAUUCCGAUUCAGUAUUUGUGAAGAUUAGACCCAACAGACUUUGGGCGGUUAUUGCUGGAGGUGAUUUGCGGACAGUCAGAUUUUCCGACCGGUGGAUUCUGGAUGGGUCUGCCUCUUCUGAUCCGGAUGCCCCCCAACCCUUUCAAGGCCUCACCUUCACUUGGUACUGCUCCAAACAAAAAGCAGACUAUAUUUCCAUGACUUUGAGCGAGAGUGGGAAGUGCCGCCCAGAUCAGGCAGAUCUGAAGUGGACCGCUUCUUCAGAGGCCGUGCAAACAGUUCUGCCGCAAACACUUCAAGAGAAGGCCACGUACUACUUUCUCCUGGUGGUUCAUAAAGGAAGGAGACAGGCUCAGGCUGAGCAAAGGGUCCACGUGCAGCCUGAUGCUUGGCUAGUAUUGAACAUUACCUGCAUUGAGAACUGUGGAAGAUCUGUGAAUCCCAUGGAAAGAUUUUGCCUGUUUGGCAAAUGCCUAAAUUGCAAGAGGUUUAAUAAGCCUCAAUUUCACUGGUCACUUUUUUCGGGAAAUUCCUCCGAGCUCCAGUUUGACUGGGCCUCCAGAACUUCAACAGGAAGAACCAAUCCAUACCUCUGUAUGAAACCGUUGAGCUUGAUGCAUAUGGCAGAAUCCUCCUUUACACUUGUAUUUAAAGUAAGCCUGGAGGGAUAUGAACCAUUGCUCUAUGUCUACUCAUUUGUGGUAAAUAUACCUCCAGCACUUGGAAAGUGCAGCCUUAACCCUCCCACAGGAAUAGCCUUUCUAACAAAAUUUUCUGUUCAUUGUAGUGGAUUUACAGAUCAGCAUUUGCCUCUUACUUAUAAGGUCAAAGUGGCAUUAGAUGCAAUGCAAGUGCCUAUUAGAGAAAACAGUACUUUGGGCACCAUUGUCUAUUUUGGUGAUCAAUGCAAAAGUCCGCCCUCUUUUUUACCCAUUGGUGUAUCUUCUAAGCAAUAUCUCUUGACCUUAUAUGUCCAAAUAUACGAUGAUCUUGGUGCUUAUUCCCAAAUUACAUUACCCGCCAUGGUGUACAGUCCACUGAAAGCCAAGGAACCAGAGGCUGUGUUAAAGGAAUUGCAUAGCUUAACCAAUGGAACAUUAGCUCCCAUCACAUACUUUCUCAACAGGAGAAAUUAUUUUAGCGCAGGAUAUUUUGUCCACAUGGUGGCUUCUGCUUUAAAUGAUCUAGAAGUGCUUCCGAGACUUCAUUCCUUUAAGACCAAACUGCGUGAAAUUCUUUUAAAUCAUUUGGCUGGGAUUCCAACAACAAAUAUAAUGGAGGCAAAUCACAUGAUCUCAAGUAUUUUGCAGAUAACCCAAGAAAUUGGGGAAAUGAACAGGAAGUCACAGCUUCUUGUGGUCCAAAAGCUCAAGGAGGUGACUUGUGGGUUGAGAAGACAUAACAGAGAAAAGGGAGGUUCUAAGGAGAUCCAUGAUCUUGGAGCUGCUAUUCUUGCUGGGUUAUCCAAGGUCCUGAAAGCUUCUCUGUUAAAAAACCCACAAAGCCACAGAGUUGUCGCUGGGGAAACCGUCUCUGCCACUGAAAUUUUAGCAGACCUCCUUUUACAAGGCAAAGUCCCAGGAGAAAAUGAAACCACCAUAGGAGCGGAUGACUGGACCAUCACAUUAAGGAAAGAGGAAAAGCGUGAUAUUUCCAAAACUUUUGCUACGAAGAGAGACUGCCGAAACAACUGUUUCUAUGCCAAAAUGAAGCAGGUGGAAUAUGACCGGCUGCCCGAUGACACAGUAAUUUCUACGGUACUUUAUGACUUUGACAAGAGUCCAUUUUUCGGGUUGCCAUCUUUGGACGACAUAAGCACAAGAGUGGGGGGGUUCAAAAUGGUAGGAACUAAAUCUAAUGGCGAAGUGAUUGAAAUCGUGCCUGAUGUGGUGGAAAUGAUCCUGACCAGAAAUGAGGACACGACAGCUGUGUUUGAGAUGUUGGUGGAACGCAGCCAAAACUUCCCUGAAGCAUCUGGAGGACUCAAUUUGGAAGUCCCUAGAAACUCCAAAGACAUCUUAAUCCAAAUAGUGACAAAACUAAAGCUCACUUUCCAGGUUUUGAUAUACGUGGGUCUCAAACUUACUCAUCCUCCAAUAGCUACUUUUAAUGUUUCCCACAAUAAGCCUGUGGUCUCAAAAACUAAGAAUCCCACAGGUCAUGAUUGUGUAUUUCAGAGGCCGUAUGCUUUUUGCCUUUCACAAAAGUUACUCAAAUCCGUAUUCCAAGGCAGCAGAGCUGAAAAACGAAAUGUUUCCAUCAUUUUCCGCUCUGACCACUUUCUGCAGGGCCACAACAACUCAGGGAGACUUGACCUCGCGCUGUUUACAGCAGACUGCUUGUAUCUGGAUGAUGUCCAAACACACUGGAGGCAAGACACGUGUCAUCUCGGACCUCAGACUACAUGGCAAAAGCUACACUGUGUCUGCACAGGCAAAAGACGCCCUGUGAGGACCGUUGACACACCAACAGGAAGAACCUUCACAGGAAACAUCACAUUUUUAGCAGGGAAGGUGACCGUUUAUCCUGAUCCAGCAGAGAUGAGAAAGAUCCAGCUGGCUCAAAUCCAGAAAAACCCAGUGACAAUCUUGACCGUAGUUUUCAUUUUUCUUACCUAUAUCAUGUUGGCUAUUUGGGCAAUGAGGAAAGAUAAGGCUGAUGUAGAAAGCAAAGCCCACACCAUUGUCUUGCCUGACAACGACCCCUUUGAUAAGGUUUGCUACUUGGUCACCAUCUACACAGGCAGCCGUGUUGGGGCAGGAACCACAGCCACCGUUUUCAUCCAGUUGAUAGGGGACCAAGCAGUCAGUGACGUCCACUGCUUGAGCCACCCUGAACACGUGCCUUUCCUCCGUGGGUCCAUCAAUACCUUCCUCCUGACUACUAAGAAUGACCUGGGAGAAAUUUAUUGCCUUCAAGCUUGGCACGAUAAUGCCGGUUCUUCUCCUAACUGGUUCCUGAGUAGAGUCAAGGUGGAAAACAUGUACACCAAGCAGUCUUGGAUGUUCAUGUGCCGAAAAUGGUUUGCUCUGGAUAAGGACAAUGGUCUAAUUGAGAGGGUGUUUGUUGCGGUCCAGCCAUUGGCUCCUUUAAAAAAAAUGGAUUUUUUUCUCAUCAGCUUGGCCAAGGAUCUUGCAGACAAUCACUUAUGGUUCUCCCUUUUUGCCCGCAUGUGCACAGGUUCUUUCAACAGACUUCAACGGCUGUCUUGCUGCUUAGCCACGGUCUUCUGCAUCCUGCUAAUCAACAUGAUGUUCUUCAAGGCUGACGAGGAUCAGCAGAUGCAUCCAGGACAACUGCAGUAUCUGAGGUUUCUAAUCAUUGGAGUUCAGAGUGCCUUCAUCUCGGUCCCUUUGCAGAUGAUUAUAACAGCUCUGUUCAAAUAUUCGCAGAAGGAGCCUUCUGAUCGGAAGGCCACUGAAACUCAGCAAAAAGUGUGUUCUAAUUUAACGGCUGGAAAUCUGAGGAACUGGAAAGAACUCUUGCAGAAAUGUUACCUUCUAGAAACUGCUUCAAAAUUCCCAGGGCCUGGUUUUCCAGACAGCAGCUUUUCCGGCGCCUCCAAUCCCCCAAACCUGGCAGAACAGAAAAAUGUUAGGUGGCGGCAGAGAACAAAAAUCCGUUACAACUGCACAAUCCCAGAGGGGGAUGCCAAUAUAAUUUCAACGGAGGAGGAGGAGGCUUUGCAAGUUGGCCAUACCAACAUCAAUUUUAACAAUAAUUGUGCGGAGAAGGAGGCAGGCCACCAAACGAGGCCUCCCAAUACUCCCAGCAUGCUUUUCUUCAAAAGGCCCCAGAGCAUAUCUUGGUGGAACAGAUACGCUUCGUGGAUGCUGGUCUUGGUUAUUUCUGCCGCGUCCUCUUUUUCUAUCAUAUUAUAUGGCGCGUCUCAGGACUAUGAAACCUCUUUAGAAUGGCUCGCAGCCUCCGCCAUCUCGCUACUGGUCAGCAUGUUCUUCCUUCAAACGCUGAACGUCCUUUUUUUUUCAGCCCUAAAAUCGCUUCAUCCCAAUUCCAGUGAAAGCAUCCCGUGGUCCAUCAAGGAAACUUUCCUAGAGAUUAAGCUGAAUGGACCAAGUAUGAAUGCUGACGACAUGCGAGAACUGCAUUAUGACCUCGUAAGAAUGAGGGGCACCAAGCAGUACCAGCCUUUGGAAGAAGACGAGGUCACCAUUUUUAAGAAAAGAGAGAAGAUCCGACAUCAAGCCUUUGUUUUCCUGAAGGACGUUGUAUGCCACUUUGUCUUUUUAAUCCUUAUUUUGAACAUUGCCUACUCCAUGGAAAACACCACGAGUUUUUACUACAAUCAGGACAUGAACUCAAAAUUGUCUGAGGGGCUUUUUGAAGUCAGUAAAAUAAAGGAGAUUUAUCUCUGGUUGAAGGAGGUCUUUUUGCAACUGAUUCACAACGACCUGAAGCCAACUUUCCUGCCAGAGACCUGGUCCAAAAUCCUGGGUUUACCCAAAAUGCGGCAGAUAAGAGCAAAGCAUACUAAAAAAGAAUGCUUCUAUCCGCACAGUUUUGUAAAUAAAUUUGUGAUUAGUAAAAGCCACUGUCUUCACAAAUAUGGUGCUGAUGAAGAGGAUCAGAGCGAUUACCUCGGCUCAUGGAAAAACCCAGUUAAUAAAUCUGCACUGAAUCAUUUUGGCAAUUUCACAGGAUUCACCUACCACACAGUCAGAGAUCCCUGGAGAUACAAUUCCUACGGAGAGCAAAAUGUGUACGAAGCAGGAGGAUAUGCUUUCAAUUUUUAUCCAGAGGACACUCUCUCUGAAUCAGUGAAAGGACUGGAGUCCUUGGAAGAAAGCAACUGGCUUGAUGAAAAUUCUUGGGUGCUAAUAGUCGAGAUGACAACUUUUAAUCCUGACAUGGACUUAUUUUGCAGCAUAUCUGUGAUCUUCGAACUUUCUCAUUUAGGCCCCAUUAACACAACUUUGUGGAUCCACUCCUAUAAACUCCCCAUUUUCAAGCAGCUGGAACAAAGGGAGAAGUUUGUUUUCAUCUUGGUGGGCUACAUGCUGGCCUUUUACAUCAUUGACGAGUUUUGCGUGGUGGAGCAACAGAGACUCAACUACCUAAAAAACGUAUCCAAUUUAAUUAACUUUGGCAUAAAGGCCGUGUGCUGUUUUUUCCUUCUGCAACUCGCCUUCAAGUUUAAGCUGGCUUCGAGCCUUAUCGAUCUCUAUCUCCGUCAGCCGAACGAAUUCAUCCCCUUCCAUAAAGUUUCUUUUGUUGAUAAAACCUUGCGGGUCACUCUAGGGUUUUUGGCCUUCCUGAUUGUCCUAAAAACUCUCAGAUACUCCCGUUUCUUUUACGACGUGCGCCUGGCCCAGAGGUCCAUUCUGGCCGCCCUGCCAGGGAUCUGCUCCAUGGCUUUAGUAGUGGCAGUCUACUUCUUUGUCUACAUGGCCUUUGGCUACCUUGUCUUUGGCCAGUACGAGUGGAACUACAACAAGAUGAGCCACUCGGCCCAGACUGUCUUCUCCUACUGUGUCUCGGCCUUCAAGGACACAGCUUUCACAUCCAACCGUGCCCUGGGCGGACUCUUCCUGGCCACCUUCAUGAUGGUGAUGAUCUGCGUCUUGAUCAACUUAUUCCAAGCAGUGAUCAUGUCGGCCUACGAGGACAUGAAGCAGCCGGUUUACGAAGAGCCUUCUGACGAAGCCGAAGUGGUCAAUUUUCUCUUCCAUAAAAUCCGCCGGAUAUGGGCUUUCGUCACCUUUAGGCCUGUAUCGACCACAGACACAGAGCUUUUUAAUCGGGUUCUUUUUGGGCUUCCUGAGCGCAAAACCACGCAUCACCUUGGACUCAAAGCCCGGAAAAUAAAUGGGCGGAAAAUGGUGUAUCUGGUCAUCUGAGUCCUGGUUAUAAAAAGGACCAAAAAAGGGAAAAGGAAUGAGGAAGAAUGAGUUGCUCAAAUUAUGACUUGAAUUUCUAAAAUCCUGUUUCCAGUCUAGAUUAUCUUUGUUUAUUCACAGCACAAUUUUCUAGAAUAAUUUUUCUUCAUUACUGGCAAGCCAAUCGGGAUGAAAAAUGAAUAUACGUCAGUCUGAUUUCUUCCAUUUUCAUGCCUGCCUGCCUGCCUGCCUUUGUCAUCCUGGAUAUGGAGAAACAAAAAUGAUCAGGACCAAGACUUUUAUGCAACUAAAUGUUUCAGAGGGAAUUUCAUAAACAUUAGAGCACCUUAUUGAAAAAGAACGAUCACCUUCAAGAUUAAAUAACAUUUUAAGUCUUUUUAUUGUUCUGUUUUUAUUUGUAACAUUUUCAAAACUGUUAUUCCACGUUCUGCCUUAACAAUAGAAAUUGCACAAUAUAUCGGUUGGGAUCCAUUAGGGGUGUCCACAGGGUGGAUAACAAAUAAAUAAUAAUAAAUAAAGUGUGCGUGUGCACAAGUGUGUACAGGGAGUCCUCAACUUACGACCUUUCCUUUAGUGACCAUUUGAAGUUACCACAACACUGAAAAAACUGACAGGGCUGUUUUUCACACUAAUGACCGUCGCAGCACCCCUUGGCGACAGAAAUAAUGGGCUCAGUUGUGGGUGCAAGUGGAGGACCACACAGCACGUGAAGAAGACCAGGACACUUUCGCCAAGGCUGCCUUUUCAUAAAAUGUCUGAAUGGGGAAAGGCACCACGGGGGCACUGCUGAUUUCUGCCACCCUGGGCGACCCGGCUUCCACUCCGAGAGAGAGCGAGGCUGCCUUGGCAGGCGGGCUUGUCCUCACACUCUGACCCACCUCUGCAAAUCUUCUUGCCAGCACAGGGGGCGUAGCUUGCCCCAGUCCACCUCACUGAGUCUUUUCCAAGUUUCCAGGGCUCCCGCCCUGCCACCCUGGGAUUACCUGGUGGUCUCCCAUCCGAGGAAACCGCCCCAUGGUCAGCCCGGUUCCGCUGCUCCCUUGGGGCUCUCGUCGGGCGGACUAGCGGCCCUGGGCUGGAGUGGGGAGGCAGCUACGGGAGUCUUGCCUCGUCCCCUGAACGGAUGGAGAAACCGACAUUGGUUUGCACGGGAUUUCCUUGCGGCAAGUCCGUUUAAUUGGGCGUCAUCAUCUGUGUCUGUCUGUCUGUCUGUCUGUCUGUCUGUCUCUGUGUGUGUGUGUGUGUGUGUGUGUGUGUGUGUGUGUGU